Molecule: messenger RNA, 32741 nt
Organism: Podarcis lilfordi (Lilford's wall lizard)
Lineage: Eukaryota; Metazoa; Chordata; Lepidosauria; Squamata; Lacertidae
Source: the annotation of a GenBank genome assembly
AUGAAAAGCCCUGCUUUGCAGUUCCUCAGCAUGGCAGGACUACAACUCAUGACCCCGGCUUCCUCACCAAUGGGUCCUUUUUUUGGACUUCCAUGGCAACAAGAAGCAAUUCAUGAUAAUAUUUACACACCAAGAAAAUACCAGGUACUAAUGACAAUGUUAAUAUUUGUUAAGCAAAAUGAAAUCUGGCUGCUUCCUGGAGACUGACCAUGAGGCUGGUAUCCGUCUUACAUGCAUUUCCAUUAGAAUGAACCGCAGUGAAAAGAGACCCUUUUCUCUUCUUCGCUAACACUAGAAGCAGUGAAGAUAUCAGCACUAGCGUCUUUGGCUUACUGAGAUAAUUUAUUAUAGCGCCAGCAAUUAGCUUGUCACACUUGAGGGAUAUUUGACUAAACAGAAGAGUAUUUGAUUAAAGUGCUCAUGGUCUUACCAUGAAGUUGCUACUUUGAUGAAGAUUAAAUAAAUAAGAGUGAAUAAAAAUAUGUGAGGAAACAUCCGUGACAAUAAGCAGUCUUCCUCUUUGCAUAAAUGGAACUACUUUCUUUUCUAUUAUCAUUGUUAUUUGUCACCUAUGUCUUGCCUUUGUCAUGGGCUGAAUGAUUCCAGCUGCUCAGCCCCUCCCCUGCCUCAGAGGACUUCUCUGGUCUCUACUGCCUAGUAGACAGGGACUAUGUGGAAACACCAAGAAAAAACAAAGAUGAGCGUAGGAAAUGCCACUUGUAUAAUCCUGCCAUCAUAUAAUGUUUCUGUUCCUGAUAUCAGACUUAAGUAUGUUUUUUAUUUUGCAAGUCUUAAAAUAACUUUGAGAGCCUCUAAGGCAGGCAUUCCCAAACUCGGCCCUCUAGAUAUUUUGGGACUACAACUCCAAACACCCCUAGCUUACAGGACCAGUGGUCAGGGAUGAUGGGGAUAUAUGGGAAUAUAAAGUGGAACAUAAGCAUUCUAAAUAAAUAAGAACUCAGUAAAACUUUCAGAACUGCAUGUUUCAAGAACACUGCUCUGCAUUUUAAAGUGAUUCUGGCAAAUUACAACUUUUAUGAAAAAUUCACAUAACGUCAGUUGUUUUAAAGGUUUGAAUACUAAAUAUUUUAGAGCUGAUUUAGGUAAGCCAUUUGUUGCUCAUACUGAAGUCUCUAUGUAACUACUCCUGUAAGCUCAUCCAUGCAACAAAGUUAUAUUAGAAUAGGAUUUCAAGGGAUAAGGAUCUUAAGGUCCUGUUGAAAACUUUACAUGACAGUUUGCUGUACUGCAACUAUUCCAUGUGUAAAGCGUUCACAGAAAAAUUCCAAAAGGUAUAUCACAGGGUGGAAGGAGAAAUGUCAGAUAGACUUUUAGAUGUUUUAGGUAUGCAGUUCAUUGACUUUCUUUGGCUGAUACAUCAGAGAGACAUCUAUGUCUUGGAUUGUCUUUCAUUGAGUCAGCUGAAACCUGUCUACAUGUAAUUUUAAGGAUUCUUUUUUAAAAAAUAAAAUAAAACAUUUUGUAUUUGCCAAUACAGGUUGAACUGCUGGAAGCAGCUCUGGAUCAUAAUACAAUAGUCUGUUUAAACACUGGCUCAGGGAAGACUUUUAUUGCAGUACUACUCAUUAAAGAACUGUCUUAUCAGAUCAGGGGAGAUUUUAACAAAAAUGGAAAAAGAACAGUAUUCUUGGUCAACUCUGGUAAGGAAGUAAUACACAUUUUUGUAUGGUACAUAAUUGAUAAGGAUUGGAUAAGUGUUCAAACUGUACCAUAAAAUUAGUGGGCAAUACUACUAACAUUUUCAAAUUAAGUAGUACCAUAAUUUUAUAACGUUAAUUUUGUAUUAAGGUGUUAUAGUCCUAUACUACAGUUAACACUGUACUACAGGAAUGUUAAUUCUGGUCCUAACCAGUUUCUUUAAUUAAAAAAAGAAAGCAUGGCCACCUAGCACUAAUUAAAAGCUUGUUUAACACACACCCCAUGCCAAAACUUUCUUUUGAAAGUAAAAUGUUUUGUUGGGUAAAAAUAGAAGAAUUACAGAGAAAAUAAAGAUGACAAUGAUUGGUUGACUGCAUUUUAUGGAUGCCCAGUAAAAUGUGAGUGAAUGAAGCAUGACAAUCCCACACUAAAUGCUUGCUAUGGAAUCACCCCUAUGAUUGCAUGUACACAGUUGGAAUCCCAUUACAAAGUAGUUGCUUUGCUGCCUAAAUUCCACUUUUUCUUCCCUAUACAGCAAACCAAGUUGCUCAGCAAGUGUCAACUGUUAGGACGCAUUCAGAUCUCAAAGUGGGAGAGUAUUCAAGUUUGGAAAUAACUGAAGCAUGGACAAAAGAGAAAUGGAACCAAGAAUUUGCUAAGUAUCAGGUAAUGCAAAUUAAUAUACCAUGUUGUUGUUGUUGUUCAGUCAUUUAGUCGUGUCCGACUCUUCCACUGCCUCCCGCAGUUUGGUCAAACUUAUGCUGGUAGCUUUGAGAACACUGUCCAACCAUCUCGUUCUCUGUCGUCCCCUUCUCCUUGUACCCUCAAUCUUUCCCAACAUCAGGAUCUUUUCCAGGGAGUCUUCUCUUCUCAUGAGGUGGCCAAAGCAUUGGAGCCUCAGCUUCAGGAUCUGUCCUUCCAGGGGGCACUCAGGGCUGGUUUCCUUAAGAAUGGAUCGGUUUGAUCUUCUUGCAGUCCAUGGGACUCUCAAGAGUCUCCUCCAGCACCAUAAUUCAAAAGCAUCAAUUCUUCGACGAUCAGCCUUCUUUAUGGUCUAGCUCUCACUUCCAUACAUCACUACAGGGAAAACCAUAGCUUUAAUAUACCAUAAGCCCCUGCAAAUUAUAAACCAGUGUCAUAGUUUAAGGUUUUAUUGUUUUUAGGAUGAUUUGCAAAGUCUCCACCCCCAUCGUUCUGCCCAGACACUGAGGUCCAGCACCGAGGGCCUUCUGGUGGUUCCCUCGCUGCAAGAAGCCAAGUUACAGGGAACCAGGCAGAGGACCUUCUCAGUAGUGGCACCUGCCCUGUGGAAUGCCCUCCCCCCAGAUGUCAAAGAGAAAAACAACUACCAGACUUUUAGAAGACAUCUGAAGGCAGCCCUGUUUAGGGAAUCUUUUAAUGUUUAACAGACCACUGUAUUUUAAUAUUUUGUUGGACGCUGCCCAGAGUGGCUGGGGAAACCCAGCCAGAUGGGCAGGGUAUAAAAUGCUAUGGAGGUCAUCUGUAGGCAUUUCAUACCUAUAUUCCAGUACUACCCCAGCUCACUAAAAGAUGAGCACAACAGUAGAGAUUACUUAACCACUAAAAACCUGGGUAGAUUAAAAUGUUUAGAAUGGCUCCUAAAAACCAGUACCAGAUGUGUUUUCCUGGGGAGAGCAUUCCACAGAUGGGGAGUCACUACUGAGCAGCAUGGUCAAAAGAUUUAUACCCCACUCUUUAGCCAUAAAAGCUCCCGGAGAGGCUUUGGAAAUGGUCCCGGAGAGUAGAUGGAAAUGGAAUAUUUUAUUUCAGUUGAGUGGCCUUUGGGCAGAAUUAAAAUGCACUUCACUUAAUGUUGUCUCAGGUACAAGUGAAUGGUCAAUUGUUUGUUUUAGCCUACAUUUUGUAUAGAGGGAAGAAUGAAUGCUGAAUUUUUAUUAAUGCUGAUUAAAAAUCUUAUAAAAUAACAUUCAGUUUUUUUCUUGCAUCUCUUCAUAUUUCAGGUUCUGGUAAUGACCUGUCGUGUCGCUUUGAAUAUUUUAAAAAAUGACCAUUUAUCCCUGUCAAACAUUAAUCUUCUUAUUUUUGAUGAGUGCCAUCUUGCAAUUCAGGAUCACCCCUAUCGAGAAAUUAUGCAGGUAGGUGGCCCAUCUAUAUAGCUUUAACCACUGACAAAACAAAUAAGUAGGCAAACUGAAGAGUUUGCAUAUUACACAUUAAUAUUUAACUUGGCAUUUAUUUUGAUCCGUUUUUGGACUGGCUUUCAGAUUACUCUCUUAAUUGGGGAUAUCCACCUCCCCCUUGUUUCUAGAAUAAAUGAGCAGACCAUAAUAGGCAGCACUGGUUGAAGUGUGUGCUUUCCUGUCGCCUUGACUUGCAUUCCUACCCCCAUGUGGGCACUGUGGCUCACUCAGUGUGCACCAAGCCUCCUUCUCUGUAUUUCUCUCAUUCUUGUGCCAGCUGCUUUCCCUUGAGGAAAUAGUUCUCCCACUUGCCAAGGAUUGGGGUGGAAGGAUUGCAUUUCUUUGCUCAUCAGAUGCUGCAAAGUGACUGGGAAAGGAAAGGAACGGAGCCAGUGCAGACAGAAUGGUCAAUAAUAAACUAUUUUUGUCCUCAGUGUGCAAGGAUAGUAGUGCCUGUUACAUUUCGAAGUUCUCUUCAGUCACCACUGACUGUAAUGGUUAACAGAGUCAGAAGCCUGCUCCAAGUUUUGGGAGGCUAAUGAAGGUGGAAAUGGUCUGAUUAAACAUAUUCCAUCAAGGAGGUCUAAAAGUGGAGCACUAGAUGCUGUUUUAAAUGUUGGCAGGCUUCCUUGAAACUAUCCAGUGAACAAGUUCACAGAAAAUUUGUGGUGACCUCUCAUUGCCAAAUGUUGAAUCAGAAACAUCAGGAGAGCUUACUAAGUAGCCAUUACAUUGCACAAAUCAAUGAACCUGGGCUUGCACCUGAUUCUGCAGAGUUCUUGGGCUUCCUCCUUUGGAGGCAUGCAGUUUAGGGAUUGAAGCUACAUUAAUUUUCUCUUAUUUAGGAUCACAUGACCUAUAGGACUUCAAAACUGUUACCCUACUGCACUAACUCGAAAAGUUGUUGUUUAAAACAAAAGUCCUGUUACUUUUAAAUAUCAAAAUAUUAGAAGGAUCAUUUCCAGUUCUGGGGUCACCAGGUUUAUGUGUGUGAGGCAUGAACACUUUUUUUUCAUCCCCCCUGCAGGAGUUCAGUAAGCCUCUUCUCUCUUUCAUUCUGCUCCUCUAGGAUUUGUGUCAUGCUGGAAAAGAAGGUGCAGAACGCCACUGUUCGCCACUGGGAUCCUUUUCUUGAUUUGGAUCCCCCCCACCCUACUUAAGAGCAAACUUAACCUUGUGGGUUAUUCUGGUUUAUUUUUCAGCUUUGUGAGAGUUGUCCAUCAUGCCCCCGAAUUUUAGGAUUAACAGCUUCCAUUUUAAAUGGGAAAUGUGAUCCAGCAGAGUUGGAAGAGAAGAUUCAGAAAUUGGAGAACAUUCUAAAGAGUAGUGCGGAAACUGCAACUGAUUUAGUGGUUUUGGACAGGUACAUUUUGUUAUUUUUGAAUUUUGUGUUGAAUACCAUUCAUAAAAAAAUGCGUUGGAAGAGGUGACUUGAUAUCUAUAUGCUUGGUGUGCUGUUGUUGUUGUUUUAAAUAAAAAUUAAUCUAAACACUUAACGGCAUUCUUUAAACCUAUUUCAAUAAAGUAAGGCCAGGUUGAAUUUGCAUUUUGCUGUGCAGCCCAUAUAGCUUUUUAGAAUUACCAAAUCUGUAAUUGUGCCAUUUAAACAGCAGUUUAAAAUGUGGCUGACAAGCUUGUUUGUUUGUGUUAAAGGUAUACUUCUCAGCCUUGUGAGAUUGUGGUAGAUUGUGGACCAUAUGCUGACAAAAGUGGGCUCUAUGAAAGGUUGUUAACGGAGCUGGAUGAUGCACUUCACUUUCUGAAUGAUUGCAACAUAUCUGUACUGUGUAGAGAGAGAGAUUCUACCUUAAUUUCUAAACAGGUAUGGGCACAUGAUUUAUCAUUGUUCCUGCAUUGCUUAACUGCAGUUUGGUCUAGCCUCUUAAUAGAAAUAUUUACUGCUUUCUUCCAGAAAUACUGCCACUUUCAAAUUAUUCGUACUCAUUAUUAAGACAAUCAGUUUGGCAAGGUAGCAUACAUUUUCAGCUACUUCUCCAGAAGAUCAGACUUUAGUACUUCAGCCAAGUAUGGGAAAGAAAGUGCACUUCAAAUAAUGACCAAGUAGUAGGCAGGGGACUGAGGUCACUCUUGAUGCUAAUUUGCUCAGUACCACAAAAUUUUACAUGUCUCAGAAUCUGUCCCUUGUUUUACCUAGUCUGAGAUUAUUUUAUGACAUCUGAACAAAUUUACAGUAGAAACUUUCCAGGAUUUUCCCUACAAGCAGCUUGUACUUGAGCAAGAAAAAAUAGUUCAGACAGUGAUCUGUUUCAGCCAUGAACUUGCUUUAUGAACUUGUAUACUUCUAAUCUGCACACCUUCCCGGGUGUUCCAAUUCCCUCCCUCACAUCCUUGUUCAUGGUAACUAUAGUUUUCCUUGGUAUAUUGAACCAGUGUAACACAAUGAGUUUCUGGUUCUGUUAUGGAGGCAUACUAUAGUUUGCAGUAAUGAUAAUUUGUGCAGUUUGGACAUCAAGACAAAUUAUGGUUAGCGCAUAAUAUCCUUAGAUCAUGCUGCAGGUAUACUGAUUUGUUUUAUCCCACUUCACCCCAUGGUGUUUCCACAAUAUUGCUUACGAAAAUAACAAAAUUGUGAAAGCUAUUUUUAACUAACAAAGUGAAAACACAGGGGAACAAAUUUCAGAAUCUCUAGAUGAACCCUCCUUCGUGUGUCUUACCUAGAACUUUGUUCUUCACAAAGUAUGGUAGCAAGUAUUGAUGCACAAUUCUGUAAUUGGUGCCAUGUCUCUCUGCUAAACCUUUAGCAUUCAGAAUCUGGUCAUCUAUCAAACCAGACCAAUGUGUGAUUUUAAAAAAACAAAACCCCAGGAAAAUGUAGCUAUGCAGUUCAUUCCCUCCCUUUGUUGCUUUCUGAAAUGAUACUUAUCUGGAACAGUAAUCCCUGUAUAUAUCAUUAGUUUAUCUACAAAGAAGCAAAUGUGCAUUGCAGUCCGUCCGUCCCCCCCGUCCCCCCACCCUCUAAAUCAGAGGUUGGCAACCUAAGGCCCAUGGGCUGGUUCCAGCCCAUGAGUCAUGAGUUUCCUGGCAUGGGGAUUCCAUGCUUUUUUUUUUUUUGUGGUGCCAUUUUUUUUCUCACCGUGGGGACCGACUUCUGGGUUGGAAGAGCGCUGGAAAUAGCGUGUGCGCAUGUGCACAGGCACUUCUCCGUCCCGGAAGUGCACCGGAAAUAGCGAGUGCGCACUCGCACGGGUGCGCCUCACCCGGAGGAGUGCCCAUAUACAUUAUUUCCGGCUCACUUCCGGGACGGUGGGGCACCUGUGCACAUGCGCAUACGCUAUUUCCAGCGCUCUUCCGACCUGAAAUAGCUUGGGUGUGGGCAUGGAUGCUCCAGCGAGAGGUCUGCCAGGGAGUGGACCAGACCGGCCUCAGAAAACUUUGCCGACCACUGCUCUAAAUAAUGGUUUGUGGGCUCAGUGUAAUCUGUGUCAACUGCUACAGUGCCAUACCAAACUGAUGAAUUUAAUUUGUUUGCAGAUACUGUCAGACUGCCGAGCAGUGUUGCUUGUUCUGGGACCCUGGUGUGCUGAUAAAGUAGCUGGGAUGAUGGUGAGAGAGCUACAGAAGUACAUAAAGCACGAGCAAGAGGAGCUGCACAGGAAAUUUUUAUUGUUUACAGAUACUUUCCUAAGGAAAAUACAUGCACUCUGUGAAGAGCACUUCUCACCUGCCUCACUUGACCUGAAAUUUGUAACCCCAAAAGUAAUAAAACUGCUUGAAAUUUUGCGUAAAUACAAGCCCUAUGAACGGCAACAGUUUGAAAGUGUUGAGUGGUAUAAUAAUCGGAAUCAGGAUAAUUAUGUGUCCUGGAGUGAUUCUGAGGAUGAGGACGAAGAUGAAGAAAUAGAGGAGAAAGAGAAAACAGAAACCAAUUUUCCUUCUCCCUUUACUAAUAUUUUAUGUGGAAUUAUUUUUGUGGAAAGAAGAUACACAGCAGUUGUUUUGAACAGGUAUGAUUUCUUUUAAAAAAAAUAAAAAAUAUUGUGAAUUGCAAAAGAGCUAAUUGAAUGUUAAUCCGGAAUUAUUAUAGAAGAAAUAUGUCCAAAUUCUCAUGAAGCCUGCUAGUUUUUGCAAAUCUCUGCAAACCACACUUCAGAAAAAGGAGAAAAAGAUCGAUAGAGCCACAACAUAACAUAAAAAACCCUUAAGAAUAAGCAAAAACAACUUCUAAAUAUAUUUAAAUGAUUUAAAUGUAGUAAGGCUAUGUGGAAUAUGCAGUUAUCAACUGUUUAAAAGCUUAGGAUAAUUUUUAAUAGAAUUCAGAAGGGUUUUUUUGCCACAAAUACCAGGCACACAAGCAAAGGUGAUAAUACACAGAGUAAUAAUGUAUGUAUGUAUGUAUGUAUGUAUGUAUGUAUGUGGGGAUAUAGAGAUAAAACAACUUCCACUUUUCUGUUUAAAAGUAUCCUGACUAGUUUUGUAUAUUGCCACAAUUCAUGUCCUCUUCAUAAACAGAAAAACUAAAGCCUUGUUAACAGAAACAAAUUUAAUUUUGGCUGCUUUAUGGUAUACAAGAUAUGUAACAAAGCAACAACUAAAACAGUAAAUAAAUAAUGAACAGAUUACUUCUACUUACAAUGAAGUUUUAUGAAGUCAAACUAAUUUAUUAAGCUUGUUGAGGGGAAAGUUGCAGGGAAAAUGAUACUGAGUAAUAUUUUAUUUGCAUAUAAAAACUGGGUUUAUUGAAAUGAGGGAGGAAAGGAGUCAAUUGGGAAGUGUUCAUUAUGAUUUAAAUGAAUUUUACUUAAGAUCUUUGUAUUUCAUAAGACUGAACUUUUCUUUCAUUCUUGAACCAAAGGCCACUGUAAGGAAAAAAAUAAAGAGCAGUAGAAAAUGCCACUGUAUAUAUAUAUUUUGGGAGGGGGGGUAGGAAUGACAAACUUUUCAUUUAGCAGCUCUGUUUUAGCAAUCGCUUCUUAUAAAAUACUUCUCAAGAUAUGAGGAUUCCAUAUUAUAUACAUUCAUACAUGCCAUCUUUAUAGACCUACAAAGCCACCUUAUUGGCUGUAUAGCAAACCAUGUGACCGUAUGUGUUCUGGUACUUCCCAGUGAGGGAUAAAAUUAGUUGCUGGCAGAGAGAGCAAGAAAGGAAAACACUUGUAAUUUCCUUGAUUUCUCUGCCAAAGAAAAGAAGCAAUGCUGUGAGUGAAUAUAUGGCAGCACUCUCCUUCAUAGAAAUGUAGGGCAUAGGGCAGGGCAAGGUCUGGCCAUGGCUACUUGUAGAGGCUGUUAGAAUCACAGGCCGCUUAAAGCAUGAGGAAUUUUAAAACGUAAUCUUCCCUUGUCAAGUGGGUAAUGUGUAAAUUAAGCCAGUGGAAGCUUAUCAUCAGAAUGACUAAAUCCAGGAACAGGUUUCCAAGAGAAUAGGAAUUUCCUAUGGAUUGCUUUUCUCUGAAAUAAGAACCUUGGUUUUGCUGCAUGGUGGGGUUAUGUGACGAUCAGUCCCUACUAAAUUAUCACUCUUGGGACUUGUUAGAUAUAAUAUUUUCUGUUCUAGACUUUGGGACCAUUAAGAAUACAUGAACUAAAUGUUCUUGAUGAUACCUUUUAUGCUUCAAAAGUAAGACUGUCUUUCUCUGUGUUGGGUAUAGAACCACUGGAGGAAUUUAUUUUAAGAAUUUUAAAUGCAAAUGCCGCCUUGAUAUCAAAAAGAUGAUUAGCUUACAUUUUCUCAACUAUUUUCUCAACUACUUCCAAAAUGUGUAUAAUGUGUUUAGGUUGAUAAAAGAAGCUGGCAAACAAGACCCAGAGCUGGCUUACAUCAGCAGCAAUUUUAUAACUGGACAUGGCAUUGGAAAGAAUCAGCCCCGUAGUAAACAGAUGGAAGUAGAAUUCCGAAAGCAGGAAGAGGUAACUUUAAUGAAAAUAAUUGUACAAAAAUGCUGUAUAGUUGCUUAACCUUUAGAACCUUUGCAAAGUCCAGAGAUUCUGCAUCUUACAAAUUCUGCAUAGUUCUUAUAGAUCAAUAUGUAGAAGCACACAAGUUUCUGAAGCAAACCUGAAUUUUAAAACAAAAAUGACAAACAACAGCUGGCUGAAAUUGUACUGCUUAUGAGCUAAGGUUUAUGUGGAAAUACUACAGAAUGAAAUUUUUUAUUCCUGGUUUAAAACUUUAGCUAUUUUUCAAAAUGUUACUUUGAUAACAGAUUUGCAGUCUCCGUGAAGGUGCUGUAAAUGCCCUGUUUCUGAAAAACUGAUACAGUUUUAGUUCUUUUUGUGUGAGUGACACACACAAAAUGAAAUGUAAAGAAAAAAGGAACUUUUAAAACAAAAUCAUAUUUUUUUCCUAAAAGCAGCGAUAAAAUUUAACAGACUGAGUCCCUCCUCCCCAGAAAAAUGUAACGGGCUUUAGUUUUACACUUUGGCAAAAGUGUGCCAGCCUGCUUUCAAAGGUGAAUAAUACCUUUUUUUAAGAAGGAAUAGAACAGCACAACAUCAUGGAAUUCUUUAGUGUCCCCCACCCCCGUAAGACCAUAGUUGCUGUGUGAUCUGAUUUCCAUUGUCUGCAUCAAAGACUUCAAAACCAGUGGGUUUCUAUCAAAGGCCUCUGUGGUGAUAAAAAUAGUGGUUUGCUUCUACGGCUGUUACAAUAUUUACCUUGCUAGUAUGAAGAAGAGCUGAAAGUAUUCAAAUCCCACUUUUUUCUAGUAAGCUGUUUUUCUAAUUACAAAAUUAUUUUCUGGUUAAAACCUGUCUUUGCUAACUGAUGGCUUGUGAACAAAUUUGUACACUUGAUUAUUGAAUUCUGAAGUAUGUAUGAAACUUUUGUCAAGCUGAUGAUUUAAUAACUGAUUGGUCUUAGAUAUGUAUCUUCUUGGUUGCUUUUGUAGGUACUUAGAAAAUUUCGAGCACACGAGACCAACUUACUAAUUGCAACUAGUAUUGUAGAAGAGGGUGUUGACAUACCAAAAUGCAAUUUGGUGGUUCGUUUUGAUUUGCCCACAGAAUAUCGUUCCUAUGUGCAGUCCAAAGGAAGGGCCAGGGCACCUAUCUCGAAUUACAUCAUGUUAGCAGAUUCAGACAAAAUCAAAUGUUUUGAAGAAGAUCUUAAAACCUACAAGGCAAUUGAGAAGGUAUGUGGCAAAAGAGAAUGAGUAAUAAAAAUAAAAAUUGCUAGACACUGAAGCAGCAAUAAAAAUGGGGGAAAGGGUCCUUGGCACCAAUCAAAACACUGUUUUAGAAGAAAUAUGGUGAACCUGGGCUGAAGAAGACUUAAGGGCUGGAGACUUGGGAAUCCAAGCUUAAUUGAAAAUUAUGCCUUGAAAAAUGAUAGGAGGAAGUGACUAGGGCAGGAGGUUUGAAUAUUAAUUGUUUGGAAGGGUUGAAAAAGCUGCAGGAAUGACUAUGUAGGGCCUAGUGAGUAAAGUGGGAGGGGUGGGUUAAAUAAAAAUUCAGUCCCUGGGUGCCUCAGGGUCUGAAAAAGGAUCUGGCCAGCCUUUUCCCCCAGGCCUACUACAUAGCAGAUGAGUAAAAGGACAAAUAUUCCAGGCAUGAACAUUCAUUUGAGACUCCCACCUCCAUCUCUGUUUUCACUACACCCUGUAACAGGUUGCAAAUUUCCCCACAAAAUGUACUGUUGGCCAAUACUGAUUCAGCCCCUUCCAUUAGUGAAGCCCAGGGCAAGUGACUUCUUUAAAGGUGGUAGGGGUAGCUAAAAGUGGCAAAUCAGUUAUUGGAGCUAGUCAGUAGCUUUUGUAUAUAGUAUGAGGAGGUUGUAACAUAGGCUAGGGCUUAGCCGCAGCUGCUUAAUACAGCUCUAGGUAGUUUCUCUCUUCAUUCGCCCACAUUCUUAUACUGAAUUAUUUAAGUGUCUGGGGAAAAAUAAUUGCAGUUUUGAAAGGUUUAGUCUGCCAACUUGAUUCAAAAUCAUGUCUAAUUGCAUAGACAGAAUCCAGCUUCUUGAUAUUGGGAACCAAUUGAUAUUGCAAAAUUUGGCUAUAUUUUAAGAGGUAUCGAAAUGCAUGGAGAACAGGAAAAAAGAGACAUUAAACUUUGCAAAAUACAUAGAUCAGUUCUGAGUUGCAUAGAAUUAUCAUUCUGUCAUACGUAUAUUUUAAAGAUCUUGCGGAACAAAUGCUCGAAGUCUGUGGAUACUAGUGAAACCGAAAAUGAACCCAUUAUAGAUGACGAUGAUAUAUUCCCACCAUAUGUGCUAAGACCAGAAGACGGUGGUCCAAGAGUCACAAUAAACACUGCUAUUGGGCACAUUAAUAGGUAUGAAAUCUAUUGUUGUUUCAAUUUUGACAUAAUUUGCUGAAUUUCUAAGACAGCCUGCUUUAGGGGAACUGUCUUUAGAUCUGAGGAAAUUGUUCUGGUAGUGCUAUGGAUUCCCUUUAUUAAAAAAUUAAGGCAAUCAAAUCUUUAAAAAUAUUGAUUUAUAUCAUUAUUAGGAUACUCAUGCAGAACAAUGUUUUAAUGGUACAGAAGAAUCUGCUUAUGUUUUAAAUCCCCCUAUAAGGAUCAACAAGUAUUGUUACACGAACUUGAAAUAGUUCCCCUUAGGGAAGCAACUAAUCAUACCAGUUACAAGUUACCCUGCUCUCUUGCUAUGUAAUCUUCCACUCAGUGUGGCUCACUGGCAUAAAUAAAUGCUGACCAGCGUAUGUCUUACACAGCAAUCCAAAACCCCUUUGUGCUGGGUUGGAGUUAGAGCCAGGCACUGGUGGGUAGAAGUUCUGCUGACAGGAUCCUUUCUGGCUGCAGACAGUGGACAGACCUUAAAUUUGAUUGAUCACUGCCCUUCACCCACCUUACCCAUGCAUGGUGCUCCCUUACUCUUAAAGGUAAAGGGACCCCUGACCAUUAGGUCCAGUCGUGGCCAACUCUGGGGUUGUGGCGCUCAUCUUGCUUUAUUGGCCGAGGGAGCCAGCGUACAGCUUCCGGGUCAUGUGGCCAACAUGACUAAGCCACUUCUGGCGUACCAGAGCAGCACACAGAAACGCCGUUUACCUUCCCGCUGGAGCAGUAUCUAUCUACUUGCACUUUGACGUGCUUUCGAACUGCUAGGUUGGCAGGAGCAGGGACUGAGCAAUGGGAGCUCACCCCGUUGCGGGGAUUCGAACCACCAACCUUCUGAUCGGCAAGUCCUAGGCUCUGUGGUUUAACCCACAGCGCCACCUGCGUCCCCCCCUUACUCUUAGGACACUGUUUAUUUCUGUAACACUUUCUGGUGUACAAAUGUUCUACUAAAUCUCAUUUUUAACUGAAAUUGUAAGCAGAGAAUCCAGUUUAAUUCCGUUGUUAAAGCUUAGGUAAUCAUUCUCACUGCAUAUUAGAACUUCUCUGCCCUUAAGCUCAAUUUGUUCACACUCGAUGGCUGUCAGAUAGUUAUUACUGUUCAUCCUUAACAGUGAUUCCAGUUGAGGACUCUGAGCCUUGACUUUUAACAUAUUGGCUCCUCCUUCCCCGUUCAUUUCUAGUAUCUGAUUUUAAAAAUGUCCACUCAAUCCCUGACCUUUCCUUGUUUAGCAAGGAGGUCUGAAGGGGGCUUAUAAGUAUAGUCAGCCUCCACAUGACCAGGAACCUUUCUGAUUAUGAGACAAUUUGCAACUGUGUUCAGCUGAACAUUCAGGUUUCCUGUAGACUUUUCAAGAAGAUCAGAGACGGAGCAGCUGCAGGGAUGUUGGAAGCAGGGCUAGCAUGUGAUGCUCACUUUCCCCUUCCCAGAGUAAGCCCAAUGCAUUAUUUUAAAUUCUUCAGUGGCAUGGCUCUUUCCUAGAAUAACUUAAUUAUCUUUAAUCUUGUGUUACAUAGGUACUGUGCUAGACUGCCAAGUGACCCGUUUACUCAUCUAGCUCCCAAGUGUAAAACUAGAGAACUCCCUGAUAACACAUUUUAUUCAACUCUUUAUCUACCUAUCAAUUCUCCUCUACGAGCAUCAAUAGUUGUAAGUAUUUCAGUUUAUUUACGUUACUUUAUGUUUGGAAUAUGUUCAAAAUUCUACUUUUUUCCAUUGGCACUGGUUUAAGAUAAUGCUUUGCUGUAGUGCUUAUUUUGCAGCCCUGUUCUGCUUGGCAGCUUGAUCCCAUGGAUUUGCCAUAAGCUCGAUAAUUGGUGCAAGCAGUGAAUUAUGCUGCAUCAGCUAAAACUAUCAAAUGGGGCACAGUUGACUGUUCUAAACACUGUAGAGCAUAGAGCCCAAAAUAGGAAGUGAGAGAAGAUAAUCUUAAUCUUUCUCAUCAUCCUGACUAGACUAGCAUAUUAAGACUUGAAUGAACACAUUGGAAAUUGCAGAGGAAGUGCUUCAUUGAGCUGGGUCCGGGCCCAGUUUCUGUUAGCAGCUGUCUCAGCACAGAGCUUUUGGAAUCUAAAGGAAAAUAUAUUACUCCUUCAUGUUCAUUGUUCACUUGAAAUAAUCAUCUGUGGUUUGGUAUUUAUUAUACAGUAAGAUCCCAUGUAUCUUAUUUGCUGCUGCAUGAGAAAAAAUUAACAACUUGUGCUGGUAAUCAAAAUUUUAUCUAUUCAAUUUAGGGCUAUGGGUUUUUAAUGUGAUUUCAUUAUUAUUUAAGGUGUCCUUUGCAUAGGAGCUGUUCGUCUGUGUGUGUGUGCUUGUGUGUGCACGCGCUCACGUGCAUAUGAGAACAUAUGCUUCCUUUAAUAUAAUUGGUUCAAAUUUUAUUUCUAGGGUCCUCCAAUGAAUUGUACAAGAUUGGCAGAGAGAGUUGUUGCUCUUAUUUGCUGUGAAAAAUUGCAUAAGAUUGGUAAGCAUAUUUGAAAGCGAGGAACAUUUAUUUAGUCAUGAAAAACCUAAAGGAUACAAUUUUGUACUUUUUUAUUGAUAUGCUUGUCAACGCCUAGAUACUUGCUGCCAAAAACAUUUCAUGCAAUUGUGGAAAGCACAACAGAAAUUUUGGAACACUUCCUCCUGAUAUAUGAUAUAACUGAUACAUCAUUGGCUGCAGGGAAAUAGGAUUUGGAGCCAAAAACAUGUGAGUGGAAGGCCACUCAUACAAUGCCGGUUUCCCACCUCCUCCUUUAUGCAGCCCCCAUGUGCCCACCCCUAACUCCUGAGGAUUACUUGUAAGGUAUCUCAGCUUGAUUUUCCCCAAUUCUUUCCACCAGUUGAAACUCCUCUCAUCUCGCCCCUGCUGUUAUGGAGGCUCUUCAGAUCCUCUGCAGUUUUUUUGUUGUUGCAGUAAAUAUUUUAUUGAUUUUCAUAGAUGUCACUACAUUUUUAAUAUAUACAACUAAACAUAAUUAUAGCUCUCCUACCCCACCCCAUUUUUGCCAGCUGUUGCAGCUUUUUUGAGAAUAUUGGGGUUAUCGUCAAGACGAGAGGCCAUGCCAUUUGCAUGAGUGGACUUCCACCUUUACAAGUCUGGAUCCCAGUCAAUAUGUUUGGGAAUAAUGCAAACAUGUGUAUUGGAAAUAAAGCCCAAUGAACUUGGUGGGACUUCCUUCUGAGUAAACAUGAAUAGGAUCAAACUGAAUAUAUUACUUUUAGAUGCUUAGUGUUAUAGAUUGGUCUCUAAACAAUAGCAUUUAACAAAAUUAGUGUAGCAUCUGAGAACGUUUAAAAGCUUUUCAUCGGUUAUUUAAAUUUAGGCAGCUUUCACCAAGCCAUUGGUGCAGGAAAUUAAGUUCCCUGUCACUUCCAACAAAGGAUUAUUUUUAAUUCUUUUGCAUGUACUUGGAAAUGUUUUUAAAAAAGCAACCAAAAAACGACAUUGCCUUAAACAAAUGAGGAAUUUAAGACCUUUCAUUGGCAAAGAAUAUAAGGUGCAUGUGGAUUGACUGCUGAUGCUUUGUUACUGAGUUCACUGAAAUGUCACAGUUCCUCAACAUUUUUAUCAUAGGUCUUAUAAAAGUUCCCCCGGCCCCGAAGCGAUAGAUAUUUCCACAUUUUAUGAAAUAAAAUUGGAUUUAUAACUUGUUCUUUAUCAAUGCAUUUUAGGUGAACUGGAUGAUCACUUGAUGCCUGUUGGGAAAGAGACAGUGAAAUAUGAGGAGGAACUUGAUUUGCAUGAUGAAGAAGAAACCAGUGUUCCAGGAAGGCCAGGCUCUACAAAACGAAGGCAAUGCUACCCUAAAGCUGUUAGUAUAGUUCUGGGCCCUCACUAUGUGUGACUGUGCUGUGGUGUUGAACCAUGUUUGCUUAAGAUUCUUUUAAGUUGCAUAGCAGAGGCAGGAUAUGAAUAGACUAACCCCAAGGUCCUACAGGAAUGUUUUGCAAACAAUAAUUCCCAUAUGUUUGGGGAAAGGAGUCUUGAUACAAUACCAUGGAGUAAUGGAUACUAUGAUCAUAUAGGCUAAGACAGACUUUUUCCAUUCAGAUCUGGGGGGUGGCGGGUGGAGAAGGAGAUUGAGGGAGGAAAUAAUUUUGUAUAAAGUUUUAUGUUGUGGACGCUAAUCUGACAUUGUGGAAAAUUAAUACUUUUUGCUUCAUUUAAGAAUGCUUAGUACUUUUUAUGUUUAAACGACAGCAGAGGAACGAAAGGCAGGCUGCUACUUCAGGUUUUUGCUUGUGUGAUUCAAGACAGGGUUUGAUGGCACAUGUUGGAGCCUCCUCACUUAAGCCAAGUAGAUGUAGGACUAAUUAGUGCCUGUAUGAAAGUCUGCAGAAAGCCAGAGAAUGAAGCUCUGACUUCUGGCGUGCAAAAUACGUGCUUUAGCACUGUGCUAUAGCCCUACCCAUACGUUUUAUGAUGUAGUAAAGUCACUUAGCCUUUAACUCUUAACAACUCCAUCUUUUAAACGGUUGCUAAUGAACUUCUUUAUUACAAGAACAAAUGUAUCCAUACGCUGCUUUUUAUGCCCCCGUGUGCAGCUAGAGCCCUUGCAAAGACUCACCAGCUUAUUGGAUCAUGUGCAUUUUGUAGGCUAGAGUUCGCUCCAUGAAUUAUUUGUUCCAUACUGCUGCGCUUUAUUUGCAGAUUUAUUAUUUUACUGUUGUUGUGGCAGAACACUUGUAAGGGUAGAAAUUAUGCACGUUGUGGAGCAGAGAUGUCUGAUCUUCUUGUUUUGCUUACACUCAGGAUGCAGACUGAAAUGUUUUCCUUUAUCCUGAUGUCUUUUCCAUUUAAAACUACUUGUGUACAAAGAUAAAUUUAUAAGUAAAAAAAUAAGCACAAAAGUAAUUCAUAAGGGAACUUUCGAUUUAAAAAUAAACUCAAUUUAUUCUAUACCUAUAGAUUCCAGAAUGUUUGACGGAUAGUUAUCCCAAACCUGACCAACCCUGUUACCUUUAUGUAAUUGGAAUGGUAUUAACUACCCCUCUACCUGAUGAGCUCAACUUCAGGCGGCGAAAACUAUAUCCUCCUGAAGAUACUGCAAGAUGUUUUGGAAUACUGACAGCCAAACCUAUACCUCAGGUAGUAAACUUUUGCUUGUAGUCUAUCUAGUCUGCUUUGAGAUGUUUCAGAUUUGCAAGCAGGUCAUUGUGUCACAUAACACAUUCAUAUUCAUGAAACAAACUUAAUCAUUUCAUUUUAGUUUACUACAAAUAGUUGCAUCAAUCAUUCCAGCAUAAUUUAUCCUUUCAAAGCAGUAGCUCAGGGCUUUUUGGUAUCUGUGGCUUUGCAUGUCGCAAUCCAGUGGCUUUUUCAUCUUAUAAAAAUGACUUGGAAACAGACAGUGGUGGAUUUAUUAAAGGUAAAGAACCCCUGGAUGGUUUUCAGGCCAAGGGAGCCAGUAUUUGUCUACAGACAGCUUUCCAGGUCACAUGGCCAGAAUGACUAAACCGCUUUUGGCCCAACAGGACACUGUGACGAGUGCCAGAGUGCACGGAAAUGCUGUUUAUCUUCCCACUGCAGUGGUACCUAUUUAUCUACUUGCAGUGGUGUGCUUUCAAGCUGCUAGGUUGGCAGAAGCUGGGACAGAGCAACGGGAGCUCACCCCAUCACACAGAUUCGAACCGCCGACCUUCUGAUCAGCAAGCCCAAGAGGCUCAGUGGUUAGACCACAGAGCCACCCACAUCCCAGGCGGUGGAUUUAUAGGUAUGCUCGACUGAGCCUCCCCGCCCCCAACUUAUUUAGUUUAUAUUGUUAGCUGAGAGGAUACCAUUGAAACAUGACUACAAGCAAUUAAUGGUGCUCAAUGAAUUUUGGUAUUUUAGCUUGUUGCAUUAUUUCCACUCUUCAUUUCUCCUACUUCAUGAUUCAAGUCAGUGGAGGCUGGUCCAUUAGGUAGCCAGGGCUUAGCCCUACCAAGUGAUAUGCCAAGCAAUUAAAAAAAAGUUUCCCCAAAAUCUCAAAGCCACACAUACCCUUCCAUAAUCCAUUUGAAUUUAGAGAUGCUUGAAGAGACAUUUCUGUCCAUCAGUUCUCUGCACCACUCAGCCAGUCUCAAUCCAGAAGUAUUACUGUGAUUAUGAAAUUCCACCCAUUUGUCUUCAGGUAGAAAAACUAUGCAUAAAUAGUUGCAUGUUAGUACUUUGGCCAGUUCUUUGUUGGAACAAUCUCAUAUUGACUUGUCUCCCCUUCCCCCUUUCUUCACUCAGAUUCCUCACUUUCCUGUGUACACCCGCUCGGGAGAAGUGACCAUAUCUAUUGAGCUAAAGAAAUCAGGAUUCACUUUGUCUUUACAAAUGCUUGAGUUGAUCACAAGACUUCACCAGUACAUUUUCUCUCACAUUCUUCGGCUUGAGAAACCUGCACUAGAAUUCAGACCUACCGAUGCUGAUUCAGCCUAUUGUGUUCUACCUCUUAAUGUUGGUGAGGAGAAGACUGUUGUAAAUAUUAAUUGGCUAUUAUCGUUAUUUUCAUUAUUAUUAUUAUUAUGCAUCCCAGAAGAUGCCGUAGAAAUUUAAAAAUUAUUAUUACAAACAGUUAAAACAAACUAUCCUCAGGAAUCGGGUUGGUCUUGAAAACACACACUUCAGGUAUCAAAGGAUAGGGUAAAGAAGUAUUUUUUGAGAGUUCGUUGAAAACUGUAUAGUGAAGGUGCCAGGCACACCUCUAUGGGUAGGGAAUUCCACAACCUGGGAGUUUUUUUUAUAUACAAUGGGUUGGAUCCAUCUGCAUGCAGAAGGGGUUUUCUGCUCAAGUGAGGGGCAUUGUACAAGAAAAACGAAGUAAAUCCAGCUUUGUUCUUCCACUUCCACUUAAAAACAGAUAUUGAGAACUGUUGUAGAAGCUACCUCUUACAUCACUUCAGGCACUUCUGUGCAGAAUCUUGUGCAUAUGUUUGCAUUGGCUAAUUUCUAUUCAUUCUUCUUUGUAUCCAAUGAAUUGUUCUGUUUAUUUUAGAUUCAUAGUUUGAGAAAAGGGUAAUGGUUAUAGUUGGAAUUACAUCAGAGUUAUACAAUACAGCAGGGAUAACCAGCUUGGUGCUCUUAGAAGUUGUGGGCUGCAGAAUGCCCUCCAGAUGCUGUGGAUUGCAACUAUAGUUCAGCAAGAGUCCUGUGAUACUAACAGAUCUAUUGCAGCAUUAAAACUUAGUAGGUUUUGCUACAAUAGGUAAAUGGAUGAUGUUUGGGAAUGUACACAAAGGGGUUUGUUUUUUAAAAAAAUAUGUUUUGACAGCUGAAACAAAUUUUCUUUCUUUCAAGUUGAUGGCUCCAGCACUUUGGACAUUGAUUUUAAAUUUAUGGAAGAUAUUGAAAAAUCUGAAGCACGUACAGGCAUUCCCAGUACACAGUAUACAAAAGAGACACCUUUUAUUUUCAAAUUAGAAGACUACCAGGAUGCAGUUAUCAUUCCAAGGUGAUUAUACUGUGUGUGAGAGAGAGACCAGUAUUUGUCAGCUGCUAAUAUUUCAUAGAUACAAACACAGUUAAAGAUGCUUAAUCCUGGCUUACAGGAGCUCACCUCCUGAUAUGCAGGAGAGUCUACAAGUAAAAAAUAAUAUGGUUAAUAAAAUAAUAAAAGAAAAACCAAUAAAAUUCUCAUUGGCAGAGAUUACUGUAUGUGCCCAGAGUAGCCCUUUGUGUCCUGGCCAGUGCUUAACUAUUUUGAUAAAUCCAGUCAUUCCACUCAGCAUUAAUGGAAAUAACUUAUAUUUUAUUUUGGACUUGCUUGUGGUUGCAUAGUAGGACUUCUUUUCUGAUGUAUAACUUUAGGUCAUGUUAGGGAACUUGUUCAGCAGAACAUUUGACAUUGCAACCCAAAUAUCUGCUUCUGUCUAGGUAUCGAAAUUUUGAUCAGCCUCAUCGAUUUUAUGUUGCUGAUGUCUACACAGAUCUUACUCCACUGAGCAAAUUUCCUUCCCCAGAAUAUGAAACUUUUGCUGAAUAUUAUAAAACCAAGUAUAACCUUGACCUGACCAAUCUCAACCAGCCAUUGCUGGAUGUGGACCACACAUCUUCAAGGUAAAGAGGGUUUUGAUAGCUUAAAAUAGUUCUACUUUGUAUUGUUUCAAUAUAGUCAACGUGGGAUCUCCCAAGGUUUGCAGAAGUGGAAAAAAUUGGCUGCAGAUUGCCGUAUGUUUGAGAAAGGGUGGGGGAGAGAGAGAGAGGGGCUGGAAAAUGGGAAGGGGAAGAAUAAAAUGUAAUGCUUGGAAUCCAGAACAGCUGCUCUCCGUGCUGCAAUAUUUUGCUACAGGCCCCACUUGUUAAUUUAAAUUUAGAAUUUAAAUUAGUUUUUGGAAUUUAGAAUUUAAAUUAGUUUUUGCCUGAAAUACAUUUGGUGGUUCCUGCUCAGGAGAAACAUCUGGGGAAUUUCAAGGAAAACAAAAAUAAUUUCUCCAAGUCUGGUAACAUAUCUAAUAUUAUUUUCCCACAUCCCUGGUUUUAACAUCUUCUAAUCAAGCUUUUCCUCAUUUUUCCUUGCACCAACUUCCAGGGUGAAAUGCAAAGUUAUACUGCAUGUUUUAAAAACAGCCCUUCCCAUUUUCCCUUUAGACUUAAUCUUUUGACUCCUCGUCAUCUGAAUCAGAAGGGGAAAGCUCUCCCAUUGAGUAGUGCUGAGAAGAGGAAAGCUAAGUGGGAAAGUCUACAGAACAAGCAGGUAAUGAUGAAUUUCCUAUUUUAUGGUGUUCAGCACCUCUUUAGUACCCUAAAAUGGGCUGACUAACCACUUUUGGUCUGAGGACAGUAUUCACUUUUGCCCCAACCCUCUGGAAACUGCAUCUCACGCACGCUUUUGCACGUACCCCCCCCCCAAAGUAUGCACUCCUCCACUUAGAUUAUCUGAAGAGAGGCUGUUCCCACUCCAAACUCAUCAAAUGUUCGAUCUGAUGAGUGGAGGGUGGGAUGGGAGUCUGCAACUCUAUCAAGGUGUUGGGCUUUUAUCCUUCCCAGUGCUGUAUAUUCUCCCUUUUUUUCCUUUCCCUUUUGGCUGCUGCUGCCAAAAUUAGUUUGGUCUUGGGGAAGGGAAGGGGGUAGGAAAAAAACCUUGGUGGGAAAUCAGGCUCUUAAACUUUGGGUUGCCACCUGUGCUCUGAAAUAUCGAGAGACUAAAGGCAAAUUUUAUUCUUUAUUAAAGAUUCUGGUUCCAGAACUCUGUGCUAUCCAUCCUAUUCCAGCAUCGCUGUGGAGAAAAGCAGUUUGCCUCCCCAGCAUUCUUUAUCGUCUUCACUGCCUUUUGACAGCCGAGGAACUCAGAUCCCAAACCGCCAUUGAUGCUGGUGUAGGAGUUAAAUCACUUCCUUCAGAUUUCAGGUAUUGGAAUACUGUAGUUAAUCUCUAUAAAGUUAUGUUGUGUAGUCUGACAUUUUGCCAUUGCUAUGUCCUCUGGUAGCUUCUCAUUUGCCAAAGGUGUGCCUUCCAUAUGUAGAAACCAUCUUCUGCUCAUAGAAGGGCUAUUUAUACACCUCACACCUAAUAUGUUGUGCAAUAAUUGAAGCUAAAUUCAAACAUAAUGCUCUCCAUGCGCAAGCAUGAGAUGUAUAAUACAACAUGCCUCUUAUAGCACUAUGCAAACUUCCUCUGUAGUUGUGUCUUUGAAGGAUUUUUAUCUCAUGCAUCCACCAAAAAAGUCUUCCAGAGCAGCUUACCAGGACCAAUAAAAAGACUAUUCCUAAUCCCAGGAUUUAUCAUCCAUCUAAAAGGCAUCACAGAAGGAAAAGGAAUUGGGUGGCAGGGAACUAGCUUAGGCACUUAGUUUCAGAGUUCUUAUAGUAGCAUGUGGCUCACGUAUUUGUAGAACAGUGCAAGCAACUAUAUUGUUCCACUUGUGGUUCUUUGGAUUUCAUAAUCAGCAUCUAUCAAAAAAUGUAGAUAUCAAACUGUUAUACUAUGGCCACUGACCAGCAAAAUGAAGUGUUACAGCGGGGUCAGGGAUGCCAACUUGAAUAAAAAAUUGGGGUGGGGGGGAGGUAAGCCCCGCCCCACAUAAUCACAAGAUGCAGCAUACACACACCAUUUGAAUCGCAACGCCCAUCAACUUUGCGGGGGUCUGCCCUCCUCAAACAUUUUAUGGGGGGGAAGGUCCUUAGCCCCUAGAAGUUGGCUCCUAUGAGUGGGAUCUUCCUCUUUUGCUACUAGGAGUGGCUCAAUUCCUGUUCAGGAGCUGACUUGGAAUGUGAGUUCCGAAAGCAGUUUUCAGUUUGGGCUAUUUGGGUGUGUGAUUGUUGUAAGUAGAUGGAAAGCACCAAUGUUGUGGCCCUGUGCCUUAUUUAUUUAGUUAACAAAAUUUAUAUACUGCUUGAUUGUCAUAAAACCUCUAAACGGUUUACAAGAACAGUUAACAUUAUCAGUAAAAACAAAAUCAAUUAAAACACUUUCAGAUAAUUAACAUUUACAGUAAAAAAUAAUAAUCACCUCAGCAUCUAUCUACAUGUAUGUGUGUACAUGAUUAAUCAGUUAAUUUAUUUUACAGAUAUCCUAACCUGGACUUUGGGUGGAAAAAGUCUAUUGACAGCAAAUCCUUCAUCUCUGCUUCUAGCUCUUCUGUAGCAGAGAAUGAAAAUUAUUUUAAGCACAGCGCAAUUGUAGUCCCUGAAAAUGCUGCAUAUCAAGGUGCUAAUAAAACCUCUUCUGCAGAUAAGCAUGACCAAAUGUCUGUGAGCAACAGAACAUUGAUUGAGUCACCUAGUAAACUCCAAAAUGACGUCUCGGUAGAACUGGCAACAGUUAAUGGUGUUUCUUACAAUAAAAAUCUUGCCAACGGCAAUUUUGACUUAGCUAGCCGAGACUUUUGCCAAGGAAAUCAGCUAAAUUACUCCAGGCAGGAAAUACCUGUACAACCAACUACCUCGUAUCCUAUUCAGAAUUUAUACAACAGUGAGAACCAGCUCAAGCCCAGCAAUGAAUGUACUCUACUGAGUAAUAAAUAUCUUGAUGGAAAUGCUAACAAAUCUACCUCAGAUGGAUGUCCCAGAAUGGCCCUGAACACCAGUGCUUCAGAUGCUUGUGAUCUUUCAAAGGAAAGAAUGGAUUCUGUAACAAGCCCUUCCAAGGGAUACUCCUCAAAAACCCUUGGCCCAAACCCUGGUCUCAUUCUUCAGGCUUUGACUCUCUCAAAUGCUAGCGAUGGAUUUAAUCUGGAGCGUCUUGAAAUGCUUGGUGAUUCAUUUCUAAAGCAUGCCAUCACUACAUAUUUGUUUUGCACUUACCCUGAUGCUCAUGAGGGACGCCUGUCAUAUAUGAGAAGCAAAAAAGUGAGUAAUACUUCCAUGAUCCUUAACUGUUCCAAAAAUAAUAAGUCCACAUACAGGAUGGAAAUGGAUGGGUAUGCCAGUAGCACUGUAAUGCACAGAUUUCUUAAGAACUUCAGGCACUGGAUUUAUUUGUUUGUUAGCAUGAUUUAUGUAUUUUUGUGGUUUUAUAUUACAAAGCACCCUGUGAUCCUGGGAUGAAGGGCAGGAUAGAAAUAUGUUGUGUAGAAGGACCAUAGCUCAAUGGAAGAACACCUGCUUUGCAUACAAAAAUUCCUACAUUUCAAUCCCUAGCAUUUCUACCUUGGGAGAGACAAAAACCUGGAGAUCAGCUGCCAGUCAGUGUAGAUAGUAUUUAACUGGAUAGACCCAGUGGUCUGACUCCACAAGGCAGCUUUUGAUGUUACAUAACCAAUGCUAGUAUAAAUUAAUAGGGAUUUCUAAAGGCAAGCAGCUUUAUCAUCACUGAGAAGGGACGGCUGAAUAUAUCUGACUAGGGGCAGCUGACCUUUCCCCACACCUGAACAACUCUCCCUCCCUUUAAACUUCCCCCACCCCACCCCUUGUUGCUCACCCCAAUCUGCAGAAGCACUUCACACAGUGAUUUGCAUGAUUAGGGAUUGCCCAAGUUCUUAGAUUAGAACUAGAGAGGGAAAUAGACUUUUAUCUAUCCGCUUUCUCCACACCAUACAUAAUUUCACACACCUCAGUUGUGUCCCUUACUCUCCUUCUUUUCCCUAAGCUAAAAAUCCCCAGAUGCUAUAAACCCUCAUGGGUAAAUUGCUCCAGCCCCUUGAUCGUUUUGGCUGCCCUUUCCUCAACCUUUCCCAUUUCUACAAUAUCCUUGUUCACCAAGAGUUUUUCUUUUUGAUUCGAGUGUGAAACAUGAUAGCUUACUGUUCCUGAUUUCAAUAAAAGAUACAAUGCAUAUAUUAGGAGCAUGGGAUUUUGUCUUAUAUCAUGUCACCCUAAACUUAAGAGCAGCUUUGUUUUGUCCUAAUUCCUUGUCCUUCACACGGAUUGUAUAUUAACUUUUUUUGGAUAAACCAUGAAUAGUAGGUAACAGCCCAUAUCUGAGCAUAGUUAGAUAACAAUUAUGGAGGGGUGUGUGUGUGUAUUUAAAUGCUGUGGUUUUGAGAUAUAUGGGGGAAAUUACCACAGAAUUAUAAUAAAUUCUUUUUCUUUAAAGGUCAGCAAUUGUAACUUGUAUCGUCUUGGAAAAAAGAAAGGGCUUCCUAGUCGCAUGGUGGUAUCUAUUUUUGACCCACCUGUCAACUGGCUUCCUCCUGGUUACAUAGUAAAUCAAGACAAGAGUAAUACAGACAAAUGGGAAAAAGAUGAAAUGGUAAGCCUUUGUUGAAAUGCAUGUAAAAUUGAAUGUCUUGGUGUAUAAGUAUAUCAUUACAAGUGAAACAGUCAAAUGGGGUUUCUGCUUCUUAUCAUACUUCAGCAGAAUAUCACCUAUUACAUCUUUGUGUUUAACUCCUCUUAAACCACUGCUUUAAUUAAUAAAAAUAGAGAGCAAAGUCAUGUUGGAAGACUAACAAAGGGCAAUUUGUGGAAAUUGGUUCACUAAUAAAGUGGAAAAGAACAGAAAUACUUGCAGUGAAAAUAUACUGUUAAUAUUUUCCUUGGCCUGCUGUUAGGAAACUCUUAAUGUCCCUCAGGAACAUUUAUCUCUUUGCUAUGAAUGAACAUGAAUACUCAUGAAAAAUAAGGGUUUUUUAAAAUCUAGAUGGCCUUUUUACCUUGGUGCUAGCACCUAUUAUGAAAUGUGUUUUCAGCAAUUCUAGCCUCAUGUGACCAAAAGAGCAAGAUUGUCUGGGUUAAAGAUGUGUGUAUGCAGCUUUUAAUAUGUCUCACUGCAGAGGGUUGUCUUUUAAGAACCCUUCUCUGCCCCAUGCACUUGCUGCAAUGUCGAACACAAGGUGGUUCAGAUGUAGCCCUGACCAUGGUUUGGUGUUACGUGAACUACCAGCCAGUAUCCUCAGGUUCACAUGCUUCUCCCCUCCUCUCAGGAGCAGUAAUUAUCUGCUUCUACAGAUAUAUAAAUAUGCAUGGAAAUGUUUGUAAGACUGCAUGUACAGAUUUGCAUGUUGUUUACUGGACCUAAGCAAUCCUCUUCUCCUUCCAAGAGGGGAUGUAAGGAAAGCUGUGAUUCUACAUUUAUCUUUUCAUAUGCUUGGUUCAUAUGCGACUUGCAUUAUGUUGUGGCUGGUGUGUUUAUCCCAGGGAGUACAAAAGUAAAGGUUUUACUUGUAGUGCUUUCAGAGUGGGGUGUCAUCUUGCUGGCAUUUUGCAAUGGGACUGUUAGCUCGUUAACAUUCAUUAAAUCUUCAUUAAGGAUCAAAAACAUAGAUCUGAACUAGUAUUUGUCUUGCUUUGCCAAAACUGUCACUGCAUAGUGGGAUUUACUGGGGUUCUGAAGCCGUCGCUCAAUUUACUGGAAACACUGACACAGAUAGUGUUUGGACAAAGUCCAGAUGUGUCUAGUACUAUGAGUUGUUUCACUGUUGAGUAAAGAAUAUUGACUGGUAAAAAUAAUCAGAUGUCAAAUUGCUAGAAAGAUUGCUAGACUUCUGCUGAUUCAUUGGUAAUAUAACUUCCUGAAUAAUAGCCUUGUUUCUACUUUAUUAUUUCUUUUUCAAUAUUCAUAUAAAACAGCUCAAUAUGGGGGGGGGGACUGCAGUGGUCCUUUGCUUUAUGAUUUGCUUUCCUCCAUAAAAAGUUAAUAUUUUGAUUAGAAAAAGCAAAUAAUGCUUUAUUUGAGCUCAUCAGUUUUCUGAAAUUCAUAUUUUGACUACAGAGCCACCAGAGGGCACACUGAAAGACUGUUAAUGUUUGCACUGUGAAAUAUUUAUUGUAGAGUAAAACAUUUCAAGUAUACUCACUUCAAACAGUAUUAUUUUAUUAUGCUCUUAAAAUAGAAUGGUUUUAAUGAUAUAACUCGUGCACGUAACAUGUAAUAUAGUUUGUAUGUUAUAAUCUCUUAGCAGCACGUGAGCUGUUAUAGAAAGGGAGGGUACACAAAUUGAGAGGGGGGCAUGAAGGUGGGGGGAUGCUUCUGCCAACACCAUGAAACAACUUGAAGGUAUAUGGAUAGGACAAGCACUCUAGCUGUAUAGAUUGAAUGCACUGAUCAUGGGAAUUCCUCAGGAAAAAAGGGAAGAAGCUGUCCUGUCCAUCUGAGUCUUGUUCACGCACUCUGCAAUAAUAAUAAAAUAAAAAUCUGGGAAUUUUGAGCUUGCCAAAUAAGAACUGUAUUUCUCUCUCUCUCUCUCUCUCUCUCUCUCUCCUGUAUUUCUUUCUCUCUCUCUCUCUCUCUCUCUCUCUCUCUCUGUGUGUGUGUGUGUGUGUGUGAUGUCAUCUUGGCCAAUGGUAAGGGGUGAUGGGAGUUGUAGUCCAACAGUAUCAGGCUAUGCUUGGUAUAUUUCAAAUGUGACGAUGCUAAAAUUGAACCCUAACAUUAUUAUUUUCCCUGUCACUAUUUUCUACAUUGGCAUCUUCUUCAUCCAUCAAGACAUAGCAUCUCUUUCAUAGUCACAGCCUUUUAAGGUCCUGUCAGUUGAUGUUUUUGCUGCAAGAUGGGAGUCAUUCUACACUUACAUUAAACUUGAUCGUCUUUGUUUGGAUUGUUUGGAAGGGCUCUUUGGAACUCUUCAGUUUUCACCUCCUGAAUAGUUUGGUGUCACCCACAAACUUGACCAUCUCAGCACUCACACGACUCCUCAUUGCUCAUGAGCGCGUUAAAAUAACACUAACCCUAGUAAAGAUCAUUGUGAUAAUCCACUGAUUCCCUCCAUUGUGAAAAUGUUCUUUAGCCAGUUACUGAUCCAUAAGAAAACUUGUCCUCUUGCCUCACUAUUGCAGUCAGGAGCCUGUGGUGAGGGUUCCUGAUGCCCAGCUGACCCAUCCCCAGUGCUCUUCCCGCUCGUGGAUGAGAGGGGAGAGCAGCGGGGAUCCUUUGCCCUCUGCCGAGCGUGGGGAGGGCUCCCUGUCCCCGGUGCUCUUCCCACUCGUGGGGGAGCCAGCGCCGGGCUGGGGAAUCCUUUAACUGCUUGGCUGAAGGGGGCAGCAACCGCAUACUCCUCAGCCGACCAGUUAAAAGAUGCAGAGGGAGGAACAAGCUGUAUCGGCACCUCACCAAUGCAGCUUUUCUUUCUCUCUACGCAGUAUGAGGGCAGAUAUAUUGCUGGUGAAACCGCCACUGCUCCUGUCCUGAGUCCCUCUGCUAGCAACGCUCGCUGGAGGAAGUUGCUAGCAGAGGGACUUAGGAGCAGUGGCAGUUUCACCAGUGAUAUACUACUCAGCAAAGCUGACAUUGUGGUCUGCUCCUCAUACCAAUCCUGGCGCUGUGGUCUAAAGCACGGAGCCUCUUUGGGCUCGCCGAUCAAAAGGUCGGUGGUUCGAAUCCCUGCAGCGGAGUGAGCUCCCGUUGCUCUGUCCCAGCUCCUGCCAACCAGUGCAAGUAGAUAAAUAGGUACUGCUGUGGCAGGAAGGUAAACGGUGUUUCCCUGCACUCUGGUUUCCGUCACAGUGUUUCAUGUUGGUUUUUCUUUAUCUUAAAGUGGUCAAUGAUGCUACGCAGGAACGGGGUUGGUUAAUUGAAGCUCACAGGUGUAUGUUUGCAGUUUGACCUACUUAGCGGCACACCUGUGGUCUCUUGACUUUUUCCCUAAUUAGAAAGGGGAGUUACUUUCUGCACCGGAUGCAGGAAGGGAUGUGAUAGGAUAAUUGAUUAUUUGAAAUUGUAUUUAAGUUGAUCAAAUGUUUUGUAAGCUGCUGGUGAGGACUGGUGAUAGCGUGCAGCUUUUGACUGUUACGUUUUCAAAAAUAAAAAUAAGCAAAGAUAUUGCGGACAGCCUUUUAUUUCUAUGCUCCAGUCGCUGCGCACACUGUAUUGACGAAAAAGUCCAAUAUUCCUUUGUGCCUGUAGCAGUUUAGUCACGCUAGCCACAUGAGCCGGAAAGCUGUCUGCGGACAAACACUGGCUCCCUCGGCCUGAAAGCGAGAUCAGUGCUGCAACCCUUAGCUGACUGGACUUAACCGUCCAGGGGUCCUUUACCUUUACCUUUUAUUGAUAUGUUGCCCAGGCCUAUUGCUCAGGUCACCUAACCGUCCAAAGCAGAUUUGGGAGGCAUACAAGGGACUGCAGGGAUGAGAAAACCCAAUGUUCAAUUGUCCAUUCAUAUUACUGGUACACAGGCACAAUUGGAUGUCCCUCAUUGUCUCUUCUUACUCUGUUGUAAAAACGAGAGAGCAUUGGAAAGGAAAUGGCUUGAUUGUAUCAAUGUGGCUUGUUUCUGUUGGGAUGUAUUUCAGUCUUAGCUUCGUUUACUUUGCAGAUUUGAAUACAGUAUCAUUCUUGUCCUAAAUCAUAAUUGAAAAACACUGUGUUGGUAGAAUAUCCAAAAUGUUAUGUAUUAAAACUAAAAAAAAUCACAAUUUGUUGUGAUUCCCCCCCACCCCAAAUAUAAUAUGUAUCUGAAAGCUAAAACUUUCUUUAAACCGGUGGCAUUUACCAAGCUAUCAAAUUCCUAGCAUGGUGUUUCAGUACUAUCCGAGUAAUUGUUUACAUCAGUGUCAACCCCUGCUUAAAAUAUUUGGUCUACAGCUCUUGCAUCUGUUUAUAGAUAUAAUUUAACAAUAGUCUAAACUGGUUUCAUUCAUGCUGAGCAAAUCGGCUUCUCACUGAUUUGCAAAAAGCUCUAUUUACUAAAGUGAGAAAUUGACAUUUUUCUGCUUAAGCACAAUAUAAUUGCAGUAGUCCAAGAUAAUAGAGAUUUCUGUUUUCGCUAUAGUUUUGCUGUGCCACAUUCUGAGACAAACUUUCCAAAAAGGACUGAAACCACUGUAGAACAGUGUCUCCCAGUGCCUAGCAUUGUUUCUAGGUGGUUCAGGCAUCUAUAGUUCUUAGACAGCAUAAAUAAUAAUGUAUUUAGAUCUAAUGUAGGAGAGAAAGAGAAAAAAAGAAAGAAAGAAAGAGAAAGAAAGAAAGGCAUAGUUAAUACUGUCCAUAACCAUUUUAUUGUGAUGCUGUGGAAUUAUUUUUGUAAUUAAACUAAGUGGCCCUUCCUGUUUUAUUUUUUUCCUACUUUCAGGCAAAAGAGGGAUUGAUGUCUAAUGGAAAACUUGAUGAUGAUUAUGAUGAUGACGAUGACGACGACUUAAUGUGGCGAGUACCCAAGGAGGAAGCUGACUUUGAGGAUGACUUUAUGGAAUACGAUCAGGAGCAUAUCAAAUUCAUUGACAAUAUGUUAAUGGGUUCUGGAGCAUUUGUGAAGAAAAUAUCCCUUUCCCCAUUUUCACCCACUGAUAACAGUUAUGAAUGGAAAGCACCCAAAAAAUCAACCUUGACUAAUGUCCAGUUUGCAUCAGAUUUUGAUGAUUUUGAUUACAGCUCCUGGGAUGCAAUGUGCUAUCUAGACCCUAGCAAGGCUGUUGAAGAGGAUGACUUUGUAGUGGGUUUCUGGAAUCCAUCAGAGGAAAAUUGUGGUAUUGAUGCUGGAAAACAGUCCAUCUCCUAUGACUUACAUACAGAACAAUGCAUUGCUGACAAAAGCAUUGCAGACUGUGUGGAAGCCCUUCUGGGCUGCUAUCUGACCAGCUGCGGUGAAAGAGCUGCCCAGCUUUUCCUCUGUUCACUGGGGCUAAAAGUGCUUCCGGUUAUUAAGAAAACUGAUUGGGAGAGUGCUCUGUAUUCCUACAGAGAGCAUUUUAACCACCAGCAGAAACAUUCUUCAGCAAUCUGUGUUUCUGCCUCUCUAGCCAAUCAAGAGUCUUCUCUGUAUAAAGACUUGAUGUAUGGCUGUUUAAAGAUUCCUCCAAGAUGUAUGUUUGAUCAUCCAGAUGCUGAGCGAACCUUACAUCACCUUAUAUCUGGCUUUGAAAACUUCGAGAAGAAAAUUAGCUACAGUUUUAAGAAUAAGGCUUAUCUACUUCAGGCAUUUACUCAUGCCUCCUAUCAUUACAACACCAUUACUGGUAAGUCAUGUGAAAAAUCCCUUUUUGCAUUAAGCUUACAUGCCUGAAGAGAUGCAGAUUAUCUGGGAGGAUUGUUAAUUAUAUUGCUAUCUAUUUCUUGCCAAUCCCUCAACCCUUGUGUGUUAAGAUUGUUACCAGCGGUUGGAAUUCCUGGGAGAUGCAAUUUUGGACUACCUCAUAACCAAGCACCUUUACGAAGACCCACGGCAGCACUCUCCUGGAGUUCUAACAGACCUGCGAUCUGCUCUUGUUAACAAUACCAUCUUUGCCUCAUUGGCUGUAAAGUACGACUACCACAAAUACUUCAAAGCUGUGUCUCCCGAGCUGUUUCAUGUUAUUGAUGACUUUGUGCAGUUUCAGAUGGAAAAAAAUGAAAUGCAAGGAAUGGAUUCCGAGGUUAGUGGCACCGGAAAAUCAUUUGUGUGUGUUGAAGCUCAUUUUAGUGUGAGUUUAUAUUGAAGAAUUUAAACAUCUAGCACAACAUGGCAAGAUCAAGUAGAGGCUUUCUACUGAAUAGGACAUUGUGAACAGCAACUAGAUAUCGGAUUCUGGCUGCAUUCUAAAUUUCAUCCUUGUCUGCGCCACAUACAAGCAAGGACUUUUGUCACACUAUUUCAGAAUUAUUGUGAACUACUGACCCUAUGACCAGGGCUGUGUGUUGCAUAUUUUUUUUUAAAAAAAUAAACUUUGUGGUCAAGUAGUUCAAAUUCUGUGCCAAUAAAAACAGAGUUCUGAGACCAGUAUAAAUUACUUAAAUGGAGCAUAUUUACACCAUUUCUCUUGCAUAAUGCUGCAAUUUUGCAUAUAAUUCUUGGAGGUUUUUUUAGUUGGGAAUGGGGGACACUGAAGCCUAUUCCCACUCACUGAUAUCUUAGUCACCCUCUUGCUUCUCAGACUUUAACAGGCAUCGCUCAAACAUUUCUUCACAGCUGUAAGAACAGAAAACUUUUAAGAAAAAGAAGGCUGAUCUCAAGGAACUUGAAUAGCACACAGAAGGAGGACUAGAUAGCGAAGCUAGCUUAAUACCAGUUUAAUGUCAGACUUUUGUUUAAUCCAUUCUUGCUCGUCUAGAAGUUGAAAAUUUGCAGUUCUGAGUGAAUAAAUCCUUUUUAAUUGAAAAUUUGCAACAAUUUUGUAACACCGUUUUGUUUUGGUAUUUGCUUUAGCUCCGAAGAUCUGAAGAAGAUGAAGAAAAAGAGGAGGACAUAGAAGUACCAAAGGCCAUGGGGGAUAUAUUUGAGUCACUCGCUGGUGCCAUUUACAUGGAUAGUGGAAUGUCUCUUGAAAUGGUUUGGCAAGUGUACUAUCCAAUGAUGAGGCCAUUAAUAGGUAACAUUGGAGCUCUCGGAAGAAAUGUUCAGUAAUUCAUUGUUUGUUGUUAAUAGGGUUUACAAACAUGUUGUUGUUGUUUUUAAUCACAGAGAAAUUCUCUGCAAAUGUGCCCCGUUCCCCAGUACGAGAGCUGCUGGAAAUGGAGCCAGAGACAGCUAAAUUUAGGUAAGAAUUAAUCUGCUUAAUAUUUCUGUAAAAUAUUCCUGAAGUCAUGCACCUUGCAAUGGAUUAUAAUUGUGUUUUACUGUAUAAUAGGAAUUAUAUUUGUAUUAUUAAAAAAACCCCUGUAUUUUAAAAUUGCUGCAUUUUAAAAUUGUUUGUGACCUUAUAUUGAAGGGCAGGUAAGAAAUUGAGUUAAUAGUAAUAUGUGAUGUCGAGCUAAACAGCUCUGCUGGCACAACUUUUUUUUUUUUUUUUGCCUAACAGUGGACCUCCUCCUCUUGCUGUACACCCCUUUAAUAUGUUCUAGGGUUUCCUCCAGUACUUUGGAGCAGAUUUAGGGACCGGAGGGGAGAAGGAGUGGGAUGUUCUGCUGCACAGUUAGAAGUGCGUCUGCUAGUAGAACUGCUUAGCUGGAUGCCACCCAGUGUCCUUGUAAUAAGUUUAAUGACAUACUCUUCUGGAAAAGAAAUCUCAAAACUGAGGAAAAACAGUAACGAACUUCCAACUACACUUUUGCUUCCAUUUGAAGUAUGUGAAGGGCUUUUGUUUCCUCCCAUUGGAUGCAUGUGUGUAUAUGUACACAAUGUCUUUAUACUUCAUGCAUCCCUGCAGUAGGCUGUUGCUUCUACAAAAGCUCAUGUUGCAAUAAAUUGUGUUUCACGGGACCGUACACUGUUUCAGAUUAACAUGGUUAUUCUUCCGGAAUUGAUUCCACUUUGAGUAUCUUUGUUUUAAUUGGCAUAUGUGUUUAUUUCUGUUUUUCCUGCUUCCCCCUCCACUCACGCAGUCCUGCGGAAAGAACCUACGAUGGAAAGGUCAGAGUAACUGUGGAAGUUGUAGGAAAGGGAAAGUUCAAAGGUGUUGGAAGAAGCUAUCGGAUCGCCAAAUCUGCUGCAGCAAGAAGAGCUCUACGAAGCCUCAAAGCAAAUCAACCUCAGGUUCCAAAUAGCUGA